CCUUCGACAUAAACAAAUAAGAUUGCAAAAGAGGACUUAAACUGAAAAGGGAUUGCCAAUGAUAUAAAUAUCUAAAUGGUUUUCCAUCAGCGUAUAUAUAUUUAAAGGAUAAUAUCAAAAGAAAUUAUUAUAAUAAUAUAUGAGUUAAGGGACUAAACAUGAAAGGAAAAAUAAUCACGAUGAUUACGGCAGUUGUUCUAAUAUUAUUUCUGACGACAGUUGGGGCUGAUGAGUGUGGAGAUAGAUGUACAUCAUCGCAAGUUUGUGGUGAAGAUGAUGGAAUAUGUUACGAUAAAUCAGAGCUUAUAACAUGCACUUUGUUUACAUCAAUAUUUACCUCUUACUACUGCAAGAAGGACCAAGCAUGUUGCAGUGAUGGCUGUAUGCCCGCCGGAAGCGUUUGUUGUUAUAACAGUUAUUGUGCAAGUAAUCAUACAUGUUGUUCAUUUGUCGGCUGCUGUCCUUCUGGAACAUUCUGUAGUGGCUUUAAAUGUAUUUCCGACAUCUUUUCAACGCAGAAACCUUCAACGGCUUCACUUCGAACAACUUCAUUUAGGACUACUUUAAAACCGUGGACUACUUUUAACCCAUGGACUACUUCAAAACCAGACUACCCAACGACUUAUAAGCCAGUAACAUUCUACCCUACAAGACGAUCCUAUAUUAACACAAUAAAACCAUCGGCAAUUGCGUUAAAACCCUGGCAAUAUGCAUCGAUUGUAUCAAGUGUGCUUGUUGCGAUAGUUGUGACGAUUACUGUUGUAUGCCUCAUACGGAGAAGUCACCGUAACAGAUCAAACGUGCAAGCUCAGCCUGGAAUGAUAUUGACUGCCCCUGCAGUUUAUGGACAGGCUGCAAUAAACAAUGGGACAAGCUAUGGUGUUCCAUCAGCAUAUACAAAUAGUCCUCCCAAUUGGACAAGCUAUGGUGUUCCACCAGCAUAUACAAAUACAUCUCCCAAUGGGACAAGCCAUGGUGUUCCACCAGCAUAUACAAAUAGUCCUCCCAUUGGGACAAGCCAUGGUGCUCCGGCAGCAUAUACAAAUACACCUCUCAAUGGAACAAGCCAUGGUGCUCCACAAGCAUUUACAAAUACACCUCCACAACAGCUUAAUACCCCUAACAUCGCAACAAAGCCAGUUGAAACUAAACCGGUUGCAACACCAUCGACACAAGUCAACACCAAAACAAAACAAGUAUUUUCAUUGUAACCAGACAUGCACUCCGGUUAUUCAUGAUUACGAAGAACCAAGUAAUAAUGCGUAAUUAGGAGCUUCAAAGAAAUUGUUGCAGAGACAUGUCACAUGUGCAAUCGUGAUAAAUUAGCUGAUCAGAGUGAAAACGAUUAUAAUCCUUGUGUCAAAAAUAUAGGAUGAAAAUAAACACACAUAUAUAAGUAUA
Ruditapes philippinarum (Manila clam) is the source of this 1401-nucleotide messenger RNA. RefSeq names its product mucin-2-like. The transcript is spliced from 7 exons. The record is from RefSeq and is a predicted model, not a curated record. Bases 159 to 1211 code for a protein of 350 amino acids. NCBI's taxonomy places the organism in Eukaryota, Metazoa, Mollusca, Bivalvia, Venerida, Veneridae.